Messenger RNA from Brassica napus (rape), 827 nucleotides. RefSeq lists its product as uncharacterized. Lineage: Eukaryota; Viridiplantae; Streptophyta; Magnoliopsida; Brassicales; Brassicaceae. The record is from RefSeq and is a predicted model, not a curated record. Gene Ontology annotation, molecular function: protein binding. The transcript has 2 exons. Bases 206 to 739 code for a protein of 177 amino acids.
UACGGGUCCACUUUCUCUUUUACCCAAAGAAUCUCUCUACGCGCUUCCCCCUCAUGGCGCUUGACCCCCCUCUCUUGUUUUUCUUUGUUUUCUUACUCAGUCGAAAAUAUUCUCAUCAAACUCUUCUCUCUUUUUUUUGUUUUUUGAAAAAUCAUUUUUUUUGUUACUCUUUUUUUCUCUUUCUCUCUGAGAGGGAGAGAAGAAGAUGAAGGCACCGAACAUGGAGACCAUAACGAAAUCUCUGGAAAAAUCUAUGCAGAAUAUUUCUCUGAAAGAUCGGAGAAGAAGAGUAGGAAGAUCGGCGGCUACAAUGGAAGAGAGAAUCAACGAACAUAUUCCUCCGAUCUCAGAUAGAACAUUGGAGCUCAAUUCUCACUUAUCUCUUCCUUGUCACUGGGAACAAUGUCUUGAUCUCAAGACAGGAGAAAUCUACUACAUAAACUGGAAAAAUGGAAUGAGAGUGAAAGAGGAUCCAAGGAAAGUGAUGAUGAAUGAAGACAAUGACAGUGGAGAAUCAUAUGGGACACUGUGCUCUGAAGAAGAUAGCUCAUAUUACGACAGUGAGGAGUCUUCAUCAGAGUCAUCUCCAUCAUCAAGAGAGAAUCAUAAAGAGGAAGAGGAUCAAGAAGAAGAUGUGCUUGUUGUUGCUGGAUGCAACGCUUGUUUCAUGUACUUCAUGGUUCCUAAGAUUGUUGAGGACUGUCCUAAAUGUGCUGCACAGCUUCUUCACUUUGAUUGACCUCAUUCUGCUUCUCCUUGAAACAUAUCUCCUUAAUUUCACUUGUUCAUUUUCUAUUCUCGUUUAUAUGAAAUGUUUUUUUUAUCUG